UUAUGGUACAUAUUCAUUGAUACAUGCUUAAAAGUAAUCAGAGUAAAAUACAUAUUUUUCUCAACAUGCUCUGUCUUACAGGUAAAAGAGUAAAAUGGAAUGGGAAAACCAAACCAUUCUGGUUGAAUUUUUUCUGAAGGGACUUUCUGGUUACCCGAGGCUUGAGUUACUCUUUUUCGUGCUCAUCUUCAUAAUGUAUGUGGUCAUCCUUCUGGGCAAUGCUACUCUCAUUUUAAUCAACAUCUUGGACCCUCACCUUCACACCCCCAUGUACUUCUUUCUGGGGAACCUUUCCUUCUUGGACAUCUGCUAUACCACCACCUCUAUUCCCUCCACGCUGGUGAGCUUCCUUUCAGAAAGAAAGACCAUUUCCUUUUCUGGCUGUGCAGUGCAGAUGUUCCUUGGCUUGGCCAUGGGGACAACAGAGUGUGUGCUCCUGGGCAUGAUGGCCUUUGACCGCUAUGUGGCUAUCUGCAACCCUCUGAGAUAUCCCAUCAUCAUGAGCAAGGAUGCCUAUGUAUCCAUGGCAGCUGGGUCCUGGAUCAUAGGAGCUGUCAACUCGGCAGUACAAACAGUGUUUGUGGUACAAUUGCCUUUCUGCAGGAAUAACAUCAUCAAUCAUUUCUCCUGUGAAAUUCUAGCUGUCAUGAAAUUGGCCUGUGCUGACAUCUCAGGCAAUGAGUUCAUCAUGCUCGUGGCCACAACAUUGUUCAUAUUGACACCUUUGUUAUUAAUCAUUGUCUCUUACACAUUAAUCAUUGUGAGCAUCUUCAAGAUUAGCUCUUCUGAGGGGAGAAGCAAAGCUUUCUCUACCUGCUCAGCUCAUCUGACUGUGGUCAUAAUAUUCUAUGGGACCAUCCUGUUCAUGUACAUGAAGCCCAAAUCUAAAGAAACACUUAAUUCAGAUGACUUGGAUGCUACCGACAAAAUUAUAUCCAUGUUCUAUGGGGUGAUGGCUCCUAUGAUGAAUCCUUUAAUCUACAGUCUUAGAAACAAGGAUGUGAAGGAGGCAGUAAAACACCUGGUGAGAAGAAAAGUUUUUAACAAAUAAAUGAGAAAGGUGUGAGUAAUUUUAUGAUUACAAUAUGGAAAUCAAUUAGAGAAACCAGAGUUAAACAUUGUUGCUGUUUCGCAUUCCUCUCCCAAAGUUCUAAAGUGCCAGAAUACGCUUCUCUGAUUGCAAUAACUAAUGAAAAGAACUAAAUAAAU
This is a messenger RNA of Callithrix jacchus (white-tufted-ear marmoset), 1209 nucleotides long. Its product is annotated as olfactory receptor 13C2. Gene Ontology annotation, cellular component: membrane. The record is from RefSeq and is a predicted model, not a curated record. NCBI's taxonomy places the organism in Eukaryota, Metazoa, Chordata, Mammalia, Primates, Cebidae. Gene Ontology annotation, biological process: G protein-coupled receptor signaling pathway. Gene Ontology annotation, molecular function: G protein-coupled receptor activity; olfactory receptor activity.